CUUCUGAAAGUGCAAUUGAAUCUCAGAGCCCAUCCGUUCAGUUCUACCUGUUGAAAUUCUCAGGUUUUGUAGAUAGAUAUAGGAAGGAUUUAUAUGUAAUGGCUUUUGCUUUCACUUCAUCUGGAGUUCAUGGCUCUUCUUUAUCUCAUUCCUUUGAUCAAUCCAAAGCUGCACCAUUUGGUUCCUUCCAGACAUUGGACAAGCCUCAUCUCCCAUCAGCGGCGGUGAAUUUUUCCAGGCGGCAUUCUUCUGUUAAGCCUUUGAACGCCGAGCCAAAGAGGAACGAUUCAAUUGUCCCUUCAGCAGCAACCAUCAUUGCUCGUGCAGAGGCGGUUGAAAAGGUCGAGGUAGAGGACUACGAAAAAUUGGCCAAGGAUCUUCAAAAUGCUUCUCCUCUUGAGAUUAUGGACAGAGCACUUGAGAAAUUCGGAAAUGAUAUUGCCAUCGCUUUUAGUGGUGCCGAAGAUGUUGCCUUGAUCGAAUAUGCGCAUUUAACUGGACGACCAUUUAGAGUUUUUAGCUUGGACACCGGGAGGUUGAACCCUGAGACGUACAAAUUUUUUGACGAAGUCGAGAAGCAUUAUGGGAUUCACAUUGAAUACAUGUUUCCUGAUGCUGUUGAAGUUCAGGCUUUGGUUAGGAACAAGGGACUUUUCUCUUUUUACGAAGAUGGGCACCAGGAGUGCUGCCGUGUCAGGAAGGUUAGGCCCCUGAGGAUGGCCCUUAAGGGACUUCGUGCCUGGAUAACUGGGCAGCGGAAGGAUCAGUCUCCUGGCACUCGCUCAGAAAUUCCAAUUGUUCAGGUUGACCCUGUUUUUGAGGGAAUGGAUAGUGGGCUUGGCAGCUUGGUGAAGUGGAACCCAGUGGCAAAUGUGAAGGGUGAUGAUGUUUGGAAUUUCCUUCGGGCUAUGAAUGUGCCCGUGAACUCUUUGCACACUCAAGGGUACAUAUCCAUUGGAUGUGAGCCAUGCACAAGACCUGUGCUACCCGGGCAACAUGAGAGAGAAGGAAGAUGGUGGUGGGAGGAUGCCAAGGCCAAGGAGUGUGGCUUGCACAAAGGUAACAUUAAGGAAGGAAAUUUAAAAGACAAUGCCAAUGGAGCAGUUCACGCAAAUGGAACUGCCACGCACGCCGAUCUUUUCAGCACGCAUAAUGUUUUUAAGUUGAGUAGGCCUGGUAUGGAGAACUUAUUAAAAUUGGAAAAUAGGAAGGAGGCUUGGCUUGUAGUGCUUUAUGCACCUUGGUGCCGCUUUUGCCAGGCAGCAGAAUGGUCAUAUGUGGAAUUGGCAGAGAAGUUGGCAGGGUCCAGUGUCAAGGUGGGAAAGUUUAGGGCAGAUGGAGAGCAGAAGGCAUUUGCUCAGCAAGAAUUGCAGUUGGGAAGCUUCCCUACAAUACUUUUCUUCCCCAAACAUUCUUCGAGGCCCGUAAAAUACCCCUCCGAGGAGAGAGACGUUGAUUCAUUGAUGACUUUCGUUAACGCUCUCAGAUAAGACGUCAAGAUCGGUUUUGUUUAGUAUCUGAUUGUAAUAUUUUCAAGAAAAACAGGAAAGGGGGCCUGGAGUUGGGUAAAUGGAGAAAAGGAAAUGUUGGGAAGUUCACUGGGACAUUCUAGCACCGACGUUAUUUUGGCCUUCCUGAGCUACAGUUGGUGAUGAAAUAGUUUUUUGCUGUUAUAAUUCUGCCUAUUCAUUGGUUUUUCUUUUGGCUGUCCUUUAAAUCUUUGAUGGCCUCAGUUUUGUAAGUUACAUGAUCGUGUAAAAUUAUCAUUUGAGGCCAUUUCUUUUGCUUCUUGGCUUGAAGGAAAGAGGAAAGAGGGAAAGAUUAGUCUCUUGCUAAUUGGUGAUGCUUGGUAAAUAAUGAGCCGCAAUAUGUAACGUUCUGAGCCUGUGUUUAGUUGACUUUAAACCAUAUGUAAAGAAGAUCCACAUCAACAAAUUUCAAUUCCUCUUUCCUCCA
This is a messenger RNA of Olea europaea var. sylvestris, 1956 nucleotides long. RefSeq names its product 5'-adenylylsulfate reductase 3, chloroplastic-like. The record is from RefSeq and is a predicted model, not a curated record. The transcript is spliced from 5 exons. Bases 99 to 1490 code for a protein of 463 amino acids. Lineage: Eukaryota; Viridiplantae; Streptophyta; Magnoliopsida; Lamiales; Oleaceae. Gene Ontology annotation, molecular function: phosphoadenylyl-sulfate reductase (thioredoxin) activity.